ACAACACCCACCCUCACUGCAGCACUGAGAAACAGCCGGGAUGUGGGGUUAUUUCAGAAGUAGCCACUGAGGGGAGCCGGCCACGGACUGCCCUCCCACGUUGCUAUGACGAUGAGACCGGCGGGCACACAGCAUUCAGAGCUAAGUGCUGGCUGAAGCAGGUGUCAGAUUGCGAUGAGCUUGGUGGCUCUGGGAUUACUCAGAGCCCCAGGAGUGUCUCUGGAAAGUCUGGCUGCAAUUCCUCCGCAUCCCUCCCCGACAGCUCCUCAACUCCGUCGGAUCGCGCAGAGUGAAAAUGGUCCACCACUCAGGCUCCAUUCAGUCCUUUAAACAGCAAAAAGGUAUGAAUAUAAGCAAAAGUGAGAUAACAACUGAAGCUUCAUUAAAACCAUCAAGAAGAUCCCUGCCUUGCCUGGCCCAGAGCUAUGCUCAUUCAAAAAGUUUGAGUCAAUCUGCUUCGCUCUUUCAGUCAACUGAGAGUGAAUCUCAGGCUCCAACUUCUGUAACAUUUCUUUCUGCCGAUAAGCCUGAACAUGUUACUUCUGAGGAAAGUAGAAAAGACUCUACCCUUAAGUGUUCCUUUGCUGACUUCAGCGAGUUUUGCUUGGCUCUGGGGAAAGACAAGGAUUACCUGAAUGAAUCUGAACAUGCCAACUAUGAUCGAUCUCGUCUCCUUAAUGACUUUGUUACCAAAGAUAAACCUGAAUCCAAGACAAAACUGUCUAAGAAUGACAUGAGUUACAUAGCAUCUAGUGGACUCUUAUUCAAAGAUGGCAAAAAGCGAAUUGAUUACAUCCUGGUUUAUCGAAAAACAAAUAUACAAUAUGAUAAAAGAAACACAUUUGAAAAGAACCUGAGAGCAGAAGGCUUGAUGUUGGAGAAGGAGCCAGCAAUUGCCAACCCCGAUAUCAUGUUUAUUAAAAUUCACAUUCCAUGGGACACACUGUGCAAGUACGCAGAGAGACUGAAUAUCAGGGUGCCCUUCAGGAAGAAAUGUUACUAUACUGACCAGAAGAACAAAUCAAAGAGCAGGGUACAAAACUAUUUCAAAAGAAUCAAAAAAUGGAUGUCCCAAAACCCAAUGGUCCUUGACAAGUCAGCGUUUCCAGAGCUGGAGGAGUCGGACUGCUACACUGGACCUUUCAGCAGAGCCAGGAUUCACCACUUUAUAAUAAACAAUAAGGACACCUUCUUCAGCAAUGCUACUCGAAGCAGGAUAGUUUAUCACAUGCUGGAACGCACCAAAUAUGAAAAUGGAAUAUCAAAAGUGGGUAUCCGUAAGCUUAUCACUAAUGGUUCAUACAUAGCAGCAUUUCCCCCACAUGAGGGAGCCUACAAGAGUAGCCUUCCAAUCAAAACCCAUGGACCUCAGAAUAACAGACAUCUGUUGUAUGAGCGCUGGGCACGCUGGGGAAUGUGGUACAAGCAUCAGCCUCUGGACUUAAUCAGGAUGUACUUUGGUGAGAAGAUUGGCUUAUACUUCGCCUGGCUGGGAUGGUACACUGGAAUGCUGAUUCCUGCUGCAGUUGUUGGCCUGUGUGUUUUCUUCUAUGGAUUAGUUACAAUGAACGAAAGCCAAGUAAGCAAAGAAAUUUGUAAAGCCACUGAAGUCUUCAUGUGUCCUCUAUGUGAUAAGAAUUGCUCACUGCAGAGACUCAAUGACAGCUGCAUCUAUGCCAAGGUAACAUAUUUGUUUGAUAAUGGAGGGACAGUUUUCUUCGCUAUUUUUAUGGCAAUAUGGGCCACAGUCUUUCUUGAGUUUUGGAAAAGGAGAAGAAGCAUACUGACUUACACUUGGGACCUUAUUGAAUGGGAAGAAGAGGAGGAAACACUUCGCCCCCAGUUUGAAGCUAAAUAUUACAGGAUGGAGGUAAUAAACCCCAUCACAGGGAAGCCCGAGCCUCAUCAGCCUUCAUCCGACAAAGUCACGCGACUUCUUGUGUCUGUCUCAGGAAUCUUCUUCAUGAUCUCCUUGGUCAUCACAGCAGUAUUCGCAGUUGUAGUGUACCGUCUGGUAGUCAUGGAACAGUUUGCAUCAUUCAAGUGGAAUUUCGUCAAACAGCACUGGCAGUUUGCUACAUCUGGUGCUGCUGUCUGUAUCAAUUUCAUAAUCAUCAUGCUGCUGAAUCUUGCUUAUGAAAAAAUUGCAUACCUCCUCACUAACUUAGAAUAUCCUCGAACAGAAUCAGAAUGGGAAAACAGCUUUGCCUUGAAGAUGUUCCUUUUCCAGUUUGUCAACCUGAACAGUUCUAUCUUCUAUAUUGCAUUCUUUUUGGGAAGAUUCGUAGGCCACCCAGGAAAAUACAAUAAACUUUUUGAGCGGUGGAGACUGGAGGAAUGCCAUCCUAGUGGCUGUCUGAUAGACCUCUGCCUCCAGAUGGGAGUCAUCAUGUUUUUGAAGCAAAUAUGGAACAACUUCAUGGAGCUGGGAUAUCCGUUAAUCCAAAACUGGUGGUCACGACACAAAAUCAAAAGGGGAAUACAGGAUGCCUCCAUACCACAAUGGGAAAAUGACUGGAAUCUUCAGCCUAUGAACAUUCAUGGGCUUAUGGAUGAGUACUUAGAAAUGGUUUUGCAAUUUGGUUUCACUACCAUCUUUGUUGCUGCUUUUCCCCUGGCCCCUCUUUUGGCUUUGUUAAACAAUAUCAUAGAAAUCAGAUUGGAUGCAUAUAAAUUUGUGACCCAGUGGAGGAGGCCUCUGCCAGCCCGAGCCACUGACAUAGGUAUCUGGCUUGGAAUUCUUGAGGGAAUUGGCAUAUUGGCUGUGAUCACCAAUGCAUUUGUAAUUGCUAUUACAUCUGAUUACAUCCCACGUUUUGUCUAUGAAUACAAAUAUGGACCUUGUGCAAAUCAUGUGAAGCAGAAUGAAAAUUGCCUAAAGGGCUAUGUCAACAAUAGCUUAUCCUUCUUUGACCUGAGUGAACUUGGUAUGGGAAAAUCUGGUUACUGCAGGUACCGAGACUACAGAGGGCCCCCUUGGAGUUCCAAACCCUAUGAAUUCACCUUGCAGUACUGGCACAUCCUGGCUGCUCGACUGGCCUUCAUUAUUGUGUUUGAGCAUCUUGUUUUUGGCAUUAAGUCAUUCAUUGCAUACCUGAUUCCUGAUAUACCAAAGGGCCUCCGUGAGCGCAUACGGCGAGAGAAAUACUUGGUCCAAGAAAUGAUGUAUGAGGCUGAACUGGAACAUUUACAACAACAGAGAAGAAAAAGUGGUCAGCCUAUUCACCAUGAAUGGCCUUAGGCAGUACCUGUUACCCCACAGGGGAGGUACCACAGGAAUGCGACUCUCGGAAGGCAGAUGGGAUCCAAUAGAAAGGCAUACGUGGCAAACUAUAUUGUAAAAUGCUACUCGGAAAGAUAUCACAGCAGCCUAUGGGAGUUAGAAUGUUCAGACUUCUAAGGAAAGAAAAGACUUGUGACCUCCAAAGGGCUGCAACUGAAUGGCAGGGAGCCAGGCUCUGAUUCUCAGAGAAAGCCUUCCAGGGAGUUCUGCGUUUUGAGGCCAUUCUGUUCCAAUAGCUGCAGAACAAAUAGGAAACAUAGUGGUGAAAUUUCCAGGGACAAAUUUCAACAUAAAUGUUCAUAAACUGGAAUUACUAAUUGGAUUCUAAGAUUUACAGAUAAGCUCAGAUAUUCCCAAGAAAUGAGUUAAAUCAGUUGUUGGCUCUGAUGUAAGAACCCCAUGUUCCUUCAGCUUCCAGGUUUGUGGAAUCGUCUUUGUCUCGUUGAUAUAACAAGUGUAUGCACAUGCCAUUUAUGCUGCUCUAUGUCGACUAUGCACUUGAAGAGCUGAACAUCACUACAGUAGUCAAACCAAAUAUCCAAGUUCCCCAAAAGAGCAUCACUGGAAUAAUUCUAUUAUAUUGGCUGUGUUCAAGUCUUCUUUAUCACCCAGAGCCAAGUGCAAUGCCCAUUUUUGUUAACAAAUGCCAAUAGCUCCACUUCGAGUAUUUGAAUGGCUAUUAUUGUAUCAUUGGAACAUGACUAAUUCAUAUUUUAUUGCAGAAGUCUAUCUUCUAUUCUAUUCUACAUGCUCCUCUCUGAAUGAUUACAAGUCUCACAGAUUGCUAUGUUGAAACUCUGUAAAUAUGCCACUGUUCCUUAUAUAUUUGCACUUUACACUAUGUAAUCAGAGUUCCAGCCUAUGGAGCUCUAAGACCAGUUACACAGAAUGCUACUGUAAUCUGUUCAUUCAGGAAAUCUGAAGCCAAAUGUUCUGCAAUACUUAUGCUUUUUCUAUAAUGUGCAUUCUCAACUAUGAGCUAAUGAAAACAAUGCAUGCAUGGAGUAUAUUAUUUACAUAAAACAUCUUUCUUCGUUUCAUUUUUUCAUCAUGGAAGGGAGAUUUCUGGUUUUUUGAUGAGUUGACUUUAUCUAGUUUCAAAACUCUCUAGAAACUAAGUCAAUUUAAUUGUGAAGAUCAUUAAUUGUUAUAGAAUCCUUAUUUGAAUGUCAACUUUAUCCCAUAUUGAUGGAGCACAAGUGAAGGAAUAUUCAACUAAGAGAAUCUCAAAGGAAGCAUUAAUUAAGGGGGCUAAAUACAGAGAAAGUCAGGGAGUGUAAGGGGGCUAAAUACAGAGAAAGUCAGGGAGUGUAAGGGGGNUAAAUACAGAGAAAGUCAGGGAGUGUAAGGGGGCUAAAUACAGAGAAAGUCAGGGAGUGUAAGGGGGGCUAAAUACAGAGAAAGUCAGGGAGUGAAGGAGCAGGGUAUAUUGUAGAAAUCAGCACACAUCCUUUGUAAAACAGAAAUAUCCAAGCUUUUUUCUCUGUAAAUGCUGGGUGAAAUUACACAGAGAACGCAUAAGCAUAUAGCACACACGUGCAGAACACAUAAACACACACACACACAUACAGAAAACACAUAAACACAGAGAGAACACAAUCACACAGAGAACACAUAAACACACAGAGAGAACACAUAAACACGUGGUUGUUACGAUUUCUAUUAUUUGUGAGUUUGAUAUUGUUUAAAUAAGUAAAACAAAAAUAUUUAUAAAGCGAAAAAUAUUAUACACACGCACACACACACACACACACACACAAACUACUUUGCACACAUAUUCAUGAUUCUUAAUCAAAGAAACCCUUUUCACUUAUUGGAAGUACACUGACCCAGUUCUAACACUUAGAAAGCUCUGUUUACUUGAUUUUGGUUGCUUUAUAGUUUCUGCCAAGGGUAUUCACUUCUCUACUUUCCCUGUAGUUCUGAGCCAGGCAAACAGCCUGGGACUCUAAUGUCUUCCAUAUGAUCUGGGGAUGUAGCUCAGUGGUAGUGUGUGUAGCAUGCUUGUGGAACACAUAAACUCAACUAUCUGCACCACAAAAUAAACAAACAAAUAAAAUAAAUGUAAAUAAAAUGAAGUAUGAAGUGAAUUCCAACGCAAAUCCUUGUUCCUGGAGCUCUUCUACUACAGAUAGAAUGGCUGAUUUCAUCAAUUAACAAAUAGGAUUUUCAGCUCCUCUGGGAGCAUUUGUGCUCCAUUUUCUUCAUUAAUAAUAUGACAUACCUAAGCAUAUUUUGUUUACUUAACAUUUACAUCUUUUCCAAAUUUGGGAUGCAAGAUAGACAUGUGUCUUACAGUAGGAUAUACAAUCACCACCUUUUCCUUGAGAAUUCUUUUUCUAGGGUUUUCUAUACACCAAUGGGGUUUGAAUAAUAUUGAUUGAUAUGAACAGAGAAAGAUAUUUUAAUAAACAUCAUAGAAUAUUAAUUUAGAAAAUAUCUUUGCUGAUAUUUUUGAGAUGGAUAGGAGAAAAGAGAACCAAAAAAAAUUUUUAUCUAGUGUAUUUGUUUCUUAAAGAGUGCAGGACAAUCAAACUUUGUUUCGUCAUCACUGAUAGCAAAACACAGACAGCCCCUCACAGUAUGUUAGCUUUAUUAGAUCACACUACUUAAGUUGAGAGAAAUGUUUUAUAUGUGUUUUUCAUAUGAAUAUAAAUUCUUUCUUGAAGAUUUAUAGCACACACUAUUCUCAGGAAUUCUGUAUGAUGUGAAUGCUGCUCAUAUAUUUUCAUAUUCUCACUUGUUGUCUUUUUAUGCUAACAACUAUGGAUACAUGCAUGCAGUCUGCCUUGACAAGUUGUAUAAACCAUUCUGAGUCUUAAUUGUAAUAGUUCUCAAUCAUCUGAGUCUGUGUAUGCACUUUUAGGUGAGCCACUGCUGCCUGGCUGCAUGAUGAGAUUCAACUUGAAUGCUAAAUGAUUCUUGGCACAAUACAAUGGAAUGAGUAGAAACUUUUUUCACUCAAUAAAUUAUCAUUUUUACUAUAAU
Messenger RNA from Mus pahari (shrew mouse), 6271 nucleotides. It is a transcript of the gene Ano3, whose product is annotated as anoctamin 3. The record is from RefSeq and is a predicted model, not a curated record. Bases 296 to 3241 code for a protein of 981 amino acids. Gene Ontology annotation, molecular function: chloride channel activity; protein dimerization activity. The transcript is spliced from 27 exons. Gene Ontology annotation, biological process: chloride transmembrane transport. Lineage: Eukaryota; Metazoa; Chordata; Mammalia; Rodentia; Muridae. Gene Ontology annotation, cellular component: plasma membrane.